AACCCAAAUACUCGUAAUAAUAAUAAUAUUAGUUUUCUUGUGAUAUUAUAAAUCUAGGGUUUCCUUCAAUUGAAUUCACAUUCUCAUAAAUUCAUAUAUAUAUAUAAUAAUAUUACAAGAAUUGACAAUGAAGAGAGAACUUGCGUUUGCAAUUGAAGCUAGAUCUCACUUUGAUUGUUUCUCUGGUCGGACUAGAUCUUCUAGAAGUAGUAGUUCGCCCGGUAUGAUUUUUGAUCGGAAAAUCACGCGGUCAGCGGCUGAUCGGAAGUUGAUUGACGUUGAUGACGGUGUGGAUGUUGGUCGCCGUCGGAAAAAGGUGAAGACUGAGGUGAAGAAUUGUGAUUUUGUUGAGUCGCCGGCGCCGGAGGUUGAAUCGACGGUGGUGGAGACGGAAGUAGUCACGGUGGAAGUGGAAUUGGCGGCGGAGGAAGUUGCCAUGGAGGAAGUUGAAUUGGUGGCGGAAGAAGAAUGUCCGGCGGUGGAAGUGAAACCUGCGGUGGCGGAGGACGUGGUGGUAGAGGAAGUUGCGACGGAGGAAGAGGAAUUGGCGAAAGUAAAAUCUGCGGCGGAGGAAGAAGAAUUGACGGCGGAAGAAAAAUCGGUGGAGAAUGGAGGGGGAGGAAGAGUGACGGAGAAGGUGUAUGUGAAGAGAAAGAAGAGGAAAAAUAAUGAAGGAACAAGUAGUAAUACGCCGAAAAGAUUUACGCGAUCGGCAUUGAAGGAUGAGAAGGUGAAAGAAGAUGUAGGGAAAGUAGGGAGUCCAAUAAUGAAGAAGUUGGAAUUGAAAAUGUCUAAAAAGAUUGGGUUGGAAAGAAUGCCAACGAAUGCGAGGGAGCUUCUCGAGACUGGUCUGCUCGAAGGGUUUCGUGUUUUUUAUAAACUCGAUAAUGAGAGGAGUAAUCUACAAGGACUAAUUAAAGGUCUCGGCAUACUGUGUUCUUGUAAUCUGUGCAACGGAACCAAAAUUAUUUCAAUCUCUCAGUUUGAGAUGCAUGCACGCAAAUCAUACCGACAUGCUAUAAAGCACAUCUGUCUUGAGAAUGGGAAAAGCCUCCUAGAGGUGAUUGAAAUAUGUAAAUCGUCCGCUAUGGAAACAUUAGAAGUAGCUCUUCAGGCUGUAAUUAGUUCAUUGCCUGCAAAGGGACCUUCCAUAUGUACCAAUUGCAAUGGCUCCAUUGAAGCAUCUUUGACUGACAAUUUGUUAAUGUGUGAUACAUGCUUGAAUAAAAGACAAGUUCAAGUUCAAUCAAUUGUUGCAACUCCUGAAGAUGUUAGCACAUCAAGCCCAGUCUCAAACGCUAAAUCAAGUAUCAGCUUGUCGACUUAUUCGGAUAACAAGAGUCGACGAGGGAGAAAAACAAACACAUCAAGCCCGGUCCCGGACACCUUAUCAAGUAACAGCGUGUCAGUUUUGUCAGAUAACAAGAAUCGACGAGGCAGAAAAAGAAAGUCAUCAGUGCCGGUCUUGAAAUCGCCUGAAAGUGCUACGAAGUAUAAGUUGUCACAAAAUAAAAUAAAUUCGAAGGUUUUAAAAAGGGCAUUAAGAUCUGCUUCUGUACCAAGGGCCAAAGAGAGUGCUAGUAGAUGUACCUCUUCACAACAGAAGAGUCGCCCAAAGCUAACAUCAAAGAAUCAGCACUUGCACUGGGCAGUCUUUGAGAAAGGAGGUUUACCAGAUGGAACUGAACUAACUUAUGUUGCUCAAGGAAAGAAACUGUUAGAAGGUUAUAAGCUGGGUCGUGGAAUAUUCUGCUCCUGCUGCAAAACUGAGAUCAGUGCCUCGCAGUUUGAAGCGCACGCUGGUAGGGCUUCACACAAAAAACCUUAUGAAAACAUUUACACCUCAAAUGGAGUGUCUCUUCAUGAAUAUUCAGUAUCAUUAAAGAUGAAUGAAAAUCGGAAAUGUCCUGUAAGUUCAAAUGAUAACUUGUGUACGGUCUGCAUGGAUGGUGGAGAUCUCUUGCUUUGCGAUGGAUGUCCUAGAUCCUUCCAUCAAGAAUGUGUAGAUGUGUCAAGCAUCCCUCGUGGCAAAUGGUACUGUAGAUAUUGCGAACAGGCAAUGAAGUAUGUAGGAGACAGUGCUAAUGCUGUUGCAGCAGGAAGGGUCACAGGGAUUGAUUCUAUAGAGCAGAUAAUGACGCGGUGCAUCCGUAUAGUGAAAAAUGCUGAAAAUAAUGAUCUUGUGGCUUGUGUUUUAUGCAGAUGCCACGAUUUUAGCAAAACUGUCUUCAAUGACCGGACCGUUAUCGUAUGUGAUCAAUGUGAAAGGGAAUAUCAUAUUGGCUGUCUGAGAGAGCAUAAUAUGGCUGAUCUGAAGGAAUUGCCAAAAGGAAAGUGGUUCUGCUGCACAGCUUGUGAAAGGAUUCAUUCUGUUAUGAAAAACUUACUUACCCGUGAAUCCAAGAUACUCCCUGAUGAUCUAUUGGAUUUAGUGAAGGAAAAGCAAAUGAACAAUGAAGUGGAUAAUGUUGCUAAUUCUGAAAUGAGAUUCAUACUUCUUCGUGGCAAGGAUGCUUCCCGUGAGACCAGAAAGUUGCUGGCACAAACUGUUGAUAUUUUUCAUGAAGGCUUUGACCCUAUUAUCGAUGCAACAAGUGGACGAGAUUUUAUUCCAUCAAUGGUGUAUGGAAGAAAAAUUUGGAGCCAAGACUUUGCAGGGAUGCUUUGUGCAAUAUUAACAAAAGACUCAAAUGUGAUAACAGCUGGGACACUUCGUGUUUUUGGAGAAGAUAUAGCUGAACUCCCAAUAGUUGCCACAAGUAAAUGUAAUAAGGGGAAGGGAUAUUUUAAACUACUGUUCACCUGCAUUGAGAGACUACUUUCGUCUUUGAAGAUAAAGAAGAUUGUUCUCCCUGCUGCAGAGGAAGCUAAAUCCAUAUGGACCAAUAAGUUUGGUUUUGAAACAAUAGAUCAACCUCAGCUUGAUGACCUCAGGCAAACAUGCUCGACUUUGAUGACCUUUAAAGGAACAUACAUGCUACAAAAGGAAAUUCCUCAAGCUCUGAACGGUGUUCCAGGUGUAGGCGAUGAAUUUUUCCAGCCUUCAGUGGAAUAGUAGGGUGUGAAGCCAGUUUUUCUAUUUUUUCUUUUUAUUUGUUUGUUUUUUUUUUUUUUGAGCAGCUUGUUAAUGGAGUAGGUAUUUACAGAAGUUUCUUUUAACAUUAUUAUCGAUUUUUUGCUGGAAACAUUUGUAAAUGGUAAAUAUUAGCCUGGUUUUGAUGGAUGAAAUGGUUGAUUUUUUUCUC
Erigeron canadensis is the source of this 3245-nucleotide messenger RNA. RefSeq lists its product as uncharacterized. Bases 128 to 3055 code for a protein of 975 amino acids. Lineage: Eukaryota; Viridiplantae; Streptophyta; Magnoliopsida; Asterales; Asteraceae. The record is from RefSeq and is a predicted model, not a curated record. The transcript is spliced from 19 exons.